UCAUAGACUGGCUCUUGGCUGGUUCUCUCUCCCUUUCUCUCCUUCCCCAUCUCCCUCUCUUUUCUCCCACGGCUCAUCUGCCCCUCCUUUCCUCCAUCCCCCUCUCCUCUCUGCUCCCUUUAUUUCCACUCCCCACACGCGUAGCUUUGCUCUCCUUCACUCUCUCUCCCCCUCGGCCUGUCUGUAUUUGGAGCUCCCGGAAGCCGCCGGCGACUCUCCCCAGGAGCAGCGUGACUGACACCGACUCUCUUUCAGGGGGGAGGAGGAGGAGAGGAGGAGGGCAAGCUGGAGGAGGGUGCGAGUGGCCGAGCACGGAUUUGCAUUGCCGAAAACAAGACCCCAGGACACCAAGCAGAAUGGCAGAGAUGCAGGGACUGAUGGAAAGAUUGGAGCGGGCAGUCAGCCGACUGGAGUUGCUGUCUGCGAAGUCACACCAGCCUUCUGGGAACUGUGGGGAAAUGAAUGGUGUCAACGGAGGUGUGGCACCCUCGGUGGAAGCUUUUGAUAAACUGAUGAACGGUAUGGUGGCUGAGUUUUUAAAGAAGAGUAGGAUCCUUGCUGGUGACGUGGAGACUCAUGCAGAAAUGGUGCAUAGCGCUUUCCAGGCCCAGCGGGCUUUCCUUCUGAUGGCCUCUCAGUACCAACAACCCCAAGAGAAUGACGUGACUGCACUUCUGAAACCAAUAUCAGAAAAGAUUCAGGAAAUCCAAACUUACAGAGAAAGGAACCGGGGCAGUACAAUGUUUAACCAUCUCUCAGCCGUCAGUGAAAGCAUCCCUGCUCUUGGAUGGAUAGCUGUGUCCCCCAAACCCGGUCCUUAUGUCAAGGAGAUGAAUGAUGCUGCCACCUUUUACACUAACAGGGUUUUGAAGGACUACAAACACAGUGAUUUACGCCAUGUGGAUUGGGUGAAGUCGUAUUUGAACAUUUGGAGUGAGCUUCAAGCAUACAUCAAGGAGCAUCACACUACAGGCCUUACUUGGAGCAAAACAGGUCCAGUAGCAUCGACCACAUCAGUAUUGUCUGCCCUCUCCCCUGGGCCUGGCCUUCCUCCAGCCCUUCCUCCUCCACCUCCUCCAGGGCCACCUCCACUUUUUGAAAAUGAAGGCAGAAAAGAAGAGUCUUCUCCUUCACGCUCAGCUUUAUUUGCACAGCUUAACCAAGGGGAAGAAAUUACAAAAGGACUUCGACACGUCACGGAUGAUCAGAAGACAUACAAGAAUCCCAAUCUGCGGGCUCAAGGAGGACAAACUCCAUCUCCUACCAAAAGCCACACUCCAGGCCCCAAGUCUCCCCAAUCUCAUCCUCGUCAGAAGCAUGCUCCUGUGUUCGAGUUGGAAGGAAAGAAAUGGAGAAUAGAGUACCAAGAGGACAGGAAUGACCUUGUGAUUUCAGAGACUGAAUUGAAACAAGUGGCUUACAUUUUCAAAUGCAACAAGUCUACCCUACAGAUGAAAGGGAAAAUAAAUUCCAUUACGAUUGACAACUGUAAGAAGUUUGGCCUGGUGUUUGACAAUGUGGUGGGCAUUGUGGAAGUGAUCAACUCCAAGGACAUUCAAAUGCAGGUAAUGGGGAGAGUGCCAACAAUUUCCAUUAAUAAAACAGAAGGCUGCCACAUAUACCUCAGUGAAUAUGCAUUAGACUGUGAGAUAGUGAGUGCCAAGUCAUCUGAAAUGAAUAUACUUAUCCCUCAGGAUGGCGAUUAUAGAGAAUUUCCUGUUCCUGAACAGUUCAAGACAGCAUGGGAUGGAUCCAAGUUGGUCACUGAACCUGCAGAAAUCAUGGGCUAACCUCCAGAGAAACCGAACCCCCUGAUCUGAACCCCCUCAUUAAAAAAAAACAAAAAAACAGCAUUACAGACCUAGAAGUUGCAGUAGCAUCUACUGCUUUAGUUUUGGCCUCCAACAAUUCUGUGCUAUGGAAACAAUCAUUUCUGGCACACCUUCAUGGGCAUUUUGAAGUAUUUAACAUUUCUUCAUGAUUUGCCUUUGUGUGUGAUUUGCGUUCCACUUGAUGACUUUUGAGCAUUGCACAUUUAAAGGGGAAAAAAAUUAUAUUCCCCUCAUAUCAUUAACACAGUAGCUGAUAGGUAAAAAUAUUGCAUGAUUCACUUUUGCACUUGCGUUUAAUUGCUAGCUGAGAAAUAAAACCUUUGAGAAUCUAAGAUAUACAUUUUUACCUUUUAGACAAUUUCAAUAUGAUGGAAUAGUAUGCUCUGAAAAAUCUACUAUUUUUUUCUUAUUACCACAUGUUCACCUUUAUCAGUUUGAUACACUGUCAAAAAGAAUUCAUAUUUCAACCCAUACUUUUACAAAACAAAAAUUCCAUACUAAGGACCAUAUUUAGUUUCUCAGUCCUUGGAAGACUUGUUUUCUUUACAGUUACU
This is a messenger RNA of Pteropus alecto (black flying fox), 2386 nucleotides long. It is a transcript of the gene CAP2, whose product is annotated as cyclase associated actin cytoskeleton regulatory protein 2. Gene Ontology annotation, molecular function: adenylate cyclase binding; actin binding. Gene Ontology annotation, biological process: regulation of adenylate cyclase activity; cytoskeleton organization; cell morphogenesis. The transcript has 13 exons. NCBI's taxonomy places the organism in Eukaryota, Metazoa, Chordata, Mammalia, Chiroptera, Pteropodidae. The record is from RefSeq and is a predicted model, not a curated record. The coding region runs from base 357 to 1790 and encodes 477 amino acids. Gene Ontology annotation, cellular component: cytoplasm.